AUGGCCCAGGCCAUAGGGCUCCUGCCCUACUCGCUCCAAACUUUGACUUGAGCCCUGGGGACCUCGGCUGGAGGAGGGGUUUUCCUGGAAGGGACCUCCCCCCCACGCCAGCCCGCUGCCCCCUGCCCGCUCCUCCAGCCCCUUUCCCGACCCCAGUCUGCCUCCUGAGCCCCAGCCCGCCUCCUGAGCCCCAGCCCUGGGACUGGGAUGGCUGGAAACACGGAGGAACCCGAGCUGUCAGCUUCCUCAGAGCCCCCGGAUCUCUGAUGGUGAAGGGGUCCAGCGAGCCGUGUGUGGAGGAUGUUAGGCACCAGCUGCAUGCAGACCCUUCCUGUGACGCCCUCCCCAACAAUGUGAUUGGGCUGCUGGAUGUGUUCACGCCUGACGAGACACUGGAUGACUUCACAGACUUCUACCUGGUGAUGCCGUUCAUGGGCACCGACUUGGGAAAGCUCAUGAAGCAUGAGAAGCUGAGUGAGGACCGAGUGCAGUUCCUUGUCUACCAGAUGCUUAAGGGGCUGAAGUACAUCCACGCUGCUGGCGUCAUCCACAGGGACCUGAAGCCUGGCAACCUGGCGGUGAACGAGGACUGUGAGCUGAAGAUCCUGGACUUCGGCCUGGCCCGGCAGGCAGACAGCGAGAUGACCGGGUACGUGGUGACCCGGUGGUACCGGGCACCCGAAGUCAUCUUGAACUGGAUGCACUACACGCAGACGGUGGACAUCUGGUCCGUGGGCUGCAUCAUGGCCGAGAUGAUCACGGGGAAGACGCUCUUCAAAGGCAACGACCACCUGGACCAGCUGAAGGAGAUCAUGAAGGUGACGGGGACGCCUCCCGCGGAGUUUGUGCAGAGGCUGCAAAGUGAUGAGGCCAAGAACUACAUGAAGGGCCUCCCUGAGCUGGAGAAGAAGGAUUUUGCCUCCGUCCUGACCAACGCGAGCCCCCUGGCCGUGAGCCUCCUGGAGAAGAUGCUGGUGCUGGAUGCGGAGCGGCGGGUGACGGCGGCCGAGGCGCUGGCCCACCCCUACUUCGAGUCUCUGCACGACAUGGAGGACGAGCCCCAGGCCCAGAAAUACGACGAGUCCUUUGACGACGUGGACCGCACGCUGGACGAGUGGAAGCGUGUCACAUAUAAAGAGGUGCUCAGCUUCAAGCCUCCCCGGCAGCUGGGGGCCAAGGUCUCCAAGGAGACAGCCUUGUGAAGACGCCUGGGCCCUGGCUGGGGCUCCACCUGGACGGGAGACCCCGUCUGCCACUGUGACCUUGGCUGAGGCUGGAGUCUCGGGAGUCCCUGUGCUCCACGGAAUCUCUCUUGGAAGCCUGUUCCUCUGCUCGCAGACCCCAUCUCAGCCUAUCCUUGGAGGAGCAUCUGGACUUUCUGGACAGGAUGCCCACCUGACCUGGGGCUGGGCUCUGACCCUGCCAGCAGCGGUCCCCGUCCCCAGGACGCACCAGAAGCUUCAGAGCCAGUGGGGUGGGACAGGACUUGGGGUCAAGUCCUGGCCUCUGACCCUGCCUUCUCUGAACUGUGCUGAGAAGGAAGGACAGGAUGCCGACUCCGGGAUGCGUCUCCUGAGUGUGUUGUGUGGACGCUUCUUCACCCCCAGCCUGGAAUGUACAUUGGUCACAUGGUGUGGCCCCUCGGCUGGAGGAAAUAAACCCUUUUGUAGGUCCCA
This is a messenger RNA of Odocoileus virginianus texanus, 1676 nucleotides long. The record is from RefSeq and is a predicted model, not a curated record. Lineage: Eukaryota; Metazoa; Chordata; Mammalia; Artiodactyla; Cervidae.